GCCGCGCCGCCCGCGGAGUCCCCGAGGCCGGAAGCAGCCCGGCGCCGCCCCGCUCGCCGCAGCCGCCGCCAUGAAGGCCGUGGUGCAGCGCGUCACCCGGGCCAGCGUCACAGUUGGAGGAGAGCAGAUAAGCGCCAUUGGACGGGGCAUCUGCGUGUUGCUGGGUAUCUCCUUGGAAGAUACGCAGAAGGAACUGGAGCACAUGGUCCGGAAGAUCUUAAACCUGCGUGUAUUUGAGGAUGAAAGUGGGAAACACUGGUCGAAGAGCGUGAUGGACAAGCAGUACGAGGUGCUGUGCGUCAGCCAGUUCACCCUGCAGUGUGUCCUCAAGGGGAACAAGCCCGACUUCCACCUGGCCAUGCCUGCAGAGCAGGCUGAGUCCUUCUACAAGGGCUUCCUGGAGCAGCUGCGCAAGGCCUACAGGCCGGAGCUCAUCAAAGAUGGCAAGUUCGGCGCCUACAUGCAAGUUCACAUUCAGAACGAUGGGCCUGUGACCAUAGAACUGGAAUCUCCAGCCCCUGGUGCUGCUGCCUCCGACCCGAAGCAGCUGUCAAAGCUUGAAAAGCAGCAGCAGAGGAAAGAAAAAACCAGAGCCAAAGGGCCUUCCGAGUCAAGCAAGGAGAGAAGUGCUCCCCGCAAGGAAGACCGCAGCGCCAGCAGCGGGGCCGAGGGGGACGUGUCCUCAGAGCGGGAGCCGUAGGUGGGCUGGACGCAGUGCAUUAUCAUUGGGCAGAACUGGAUCCUGAAAAAUCCAUGAAAGAUGCUAGGCACCUAUACUACUUUAAAGACUUGGACCUGAAUCCUGAAAAGGAAGAUGGAAAUAAGAAACUGGGAACCUACAAAAACACACACAAAAAACCACCAAAGGAGCGUUACCGUUUUUUGUUGCUGCUGUGGCUUAAUAGAGGAGAUGGGUGCUGCCAGGGUGGGGAAGGUGCCCCAUGCACAGGGCAGCAAGGAACACACCCAAGGGUCCCCUCAGGAAGGCCGCGUUGGUUCCUUUGAUUCUCGGCUUGGUUUUGGAACAGGCUGGCCCAACAUCACUUGUUAUCGAGUCCUCCUUUCACCCUGUGGUGUAUUUCUGAGUGUCCCUGAUGGGUCCCAAAUGCGGUCACACUGUCCAUGUUUUUCCCAACACUGGCUAGGCCAGGGCUCAUGUUAGGGUGUAAAGAGAACAGUUGUCCAUGAUAAUACAUUAUGUGAGACCUUUGCAUCUUACAAAUUUUCUCUUUUUUUCUAAAAAGAAAUAAACUCCAAAGCUCAACAGACCACUUUAUUCUUAGCUAAAUUCUGCUGUUUCUUCUUAAGGAUUGUGUCUAUAGAAAUAUGACGUGUCUGACCCUUCUCUAUAUACAUGCACGUCUUUUCAGAUAACCCUUUUGCAGGGGGCCUUCCCUCAGGGUUCACACAGGCUCCUGCUUCUAUGGUGAGAGCCUGUCUAUGGUGAUUUAUAGUUGGUGCCAUUUUCCUUGGACACUAAGUAGCAGCAAAGGGGAAUGUGCCUGUGAAGGGAAUCCUCUUCAGAAAGGCCAGGUGACUGACACCACAUGCAUGCAGCUCUGUAUCUGGUUUGUCCACCUCUGGGACAUAGCAGGGGGAAGCCCCACCAUGUCAGACCACACAAAUGACCUUUUCCCAGGAGCCGCAUGGUUGUCUGGGUGUCCGAGUCCCCUUAGCAACAUGAAGGAAGAACCAUGUCUGGUAAAGGGUUUCUCAGUUAAGUUUGAUCUAGUGGUACAACAAUAGUGAUCAUUUUUAGACAUUAUAUGAUGUCAAUAAUAAUCAUAUAUUACCAUACAUAAUAUACAUUUAUAUAGCAUAUCUGUGAUAUACUAAUGCUUACACAGUUAUCUUCUCUUGAAAUACUUCUUGCCUAAGCAUAGAAGAGACAUCCUUAUUUGGCAUUUUGGUGAUGCUGAAACUUUUCUAAAAGCUCACGGCACCUGGUGUUCCCAGGCAAUCUCCCAUCCAAGUCCUAACCAAGCCCAACUCUGCUUAGCUUCUGAGAUCAGAUGAGAGGAGUCACAUUUAGGAUGAUAAGGCCAUAGCUGGGUAAUGCUGACACUCUGUGGCUUUAUAAUAAUUUCUCAGCCCCUGUUCUCUGAUACAGUUGUCUGCUUCAAACAAGAACAUAGCUAGAAAAUAUGAGAGGGAGAAAAGUUCAAAUCAUAUCUCCUCUGUACAUCCAAGUACUUGGAACUCAGAGUUGGAAAGGGGCUUGCUGAAUUGCUUUAUUCUGACCCAGUGCAGAUUGUUCAGUAUCCAGAUGGUCCAUUCAAAUCUGCAGUGGUGUAAACCUCUUGGUUUGAAAUCAUGGUGACCCAGAUGCAGUUUAUGGUCGUUUCUCCAGCUCACAGGCAUUGAGGUCCAGGAAGCUGUCCUGUUUCUCUUGUCUAAGUCAGCUUUUACAGAGUGAAUCUCCAGUUUUGUAGACUCGGUUGUAGGGCAGUGGACUUGCUGAACAUAUCUGUCAGGGGUUUCUUGCCAUAGCAUUUGAUCACCAGCAGCUCAUGCUGAGUGAAGAGCUGCAGCCUGUCUGUACAGACAGGAGAGCCUGUGUGCCUGACAUACAGAUGGUGAUGAAACAUGAGGCUCAUCGCUCAUAACCCAGUUCCUGGAUCCCAGCUCAGAGGAACUCAGACAGACCUGAGUGUGAGCAGUAGCAUGUGAUCAACUCGAUAAAGGGUCUGAAAACCAUAAAGGGAGAUGAGCUGAAGGGGCAAAAACUAACUCUGAAUAUCUGAAGGACGUGAAAGAGACGCUGGGUCAGAAACAAAAGUGGAGCAGUGAGUUUAAGUGUCAUUAACACAGAUGCUGCCUUGAUGGAUGCAACCACACCAUGCAACAGGGGAUGGUGAUGUUGAGAGUGCUAGAGCAGAAGUUCUGAGCCUGCUUGUGUAGGGGAAGAGCUUUGUUUAUUUUCAUCACCGUCCAGGACCAGAGUACGUGCUCCAGUCCCUUAUGUAAGAUGAUGUGGGACAGUCGGUCCUCUACGCAGUGGUCAUCCUCAGAUAUGGAGAGCCAACCGUGUUUUUAAACAUCUCCCCUCCCUCACAGUGUGCAGGGAAGAUGGUAGAUGUCAGAAAAUGUUGGAUGCUUUUGUAGCAUCGGGUGGAAGAAUGCUUUUCUGUCAUCUUGAAGGUCGCUUUCAACUCCGGGCAGCCCCAGAGGCGCGUGUACACACUUAACGGCCAGCUGGAGGGUCAGGUCUGACUGCAAGGCGAGGUUAGGAAGGAAACAUGCAAGCUCAGGAAGAAACCCCACGACAUCCUCCACUGCCUCAGAGAGGCUGUUCAUCCCUGCCUUCCCCAAGCUCCUACUCUCCUGCUGAAGGUCAUUUCCAACUCUUACGGUGAGACAAGUGGCUACAAUUAGCUUCUGGGGGCAGCUCUGCUUACAGAGUGUAAAACCCAAUCUUCAUGUCCCUCCCAACCUGCCCGACUCCUUCUCGCCGCUUAUUUAUCAAACUUUCUGUUUAUUGUCCACUAAAGCAUGGUUUGACUGAGGAUGGGAGAGGAUUGUACCAUGUACGGCUUUCCUGAGAGGUCUUGGCAGACUGUGGGCCUGGGACUUUAAACAGAGCACUGCCUGGUGCCUCUGGGUGGCAGGGGCCGUUUAAUCUUGCCUUCCGUGGUUUACUUUAUAGGAGACAGACCUCUUCUGGUGACACAGAACACAGACCAAAUACAGACACUUUCUGAGUGGAGGUGGGUGCCGAGCACCAGAGAGAGCAGAGAAGCCACGCCAAGGUCACGCAGCAGCUCACCCCAAGUCUGUUGAGAUCAGGCCAUCCCUGCCCAGAUGCCUUGGUCUCUCCCAUGGGCAGAGCUGCACUCGUUCUCAAGGGCACAGCAGGCACCCCACGCAUUGGAAGCUACUUUUCUGCAGUGGCCGCAUCUCUUCUGUGGCUCGCACCAGCCUGCAGGCAACUAAAGCCCCACGUGUGUCCCGUGUGACCAGAGUCUGGCCAGUGGAAGGUCCUGGCUAAACAUGCCGCACAGCAGAGUUGGCACCCGGUUAGGGAUCUUCUUAACAGGUCAACAGAUGCAUCCGUCAUGUUUUCACUCACCCCGCCUUUCUUCUCCUCGAGUCACCACUCUUGCCAAAGUCAAGCAACCCCCUUUUCAAAGUAAUUUGGUGAUUAAUCCCUUGAUUCUGUCAAACAGUAUUAAUGCAGCAUCACUGAGUUACAGCAUCACCGAUUCAAUGGACAUGAACUUAGGCAAACUCCAGGAGAUGGUGAUGGACAGGGAGGCCUGGCAUGCCGCCAUCCAUGGAGUCGCAAAGCAACUGAACAACAACAGCCGUGUUACUUGUGAACCCAUGCUGACUUCCGACUAGCACUGUGCUGUUCCACAGGCCCCCAACCUAACUUCAUCAUCAUCAUUGGUUCUAGAAUGUUUUCAGAUGAUACAGUGUUUAUCUUUAUUUAUUUCACUCAUAACCCCCUCAGGUUUCAUCUGUGUUGUUGCUAAUGACGGGAUCUCCUCUUUUCUCUUGGCUGAAAAAUAUUUCAUUGUGUGUACUGAUCUCAUCUUCUUCAUCCAUUCAUCCAUUGACAGGCACUUACACUGUUUCCAUAUCUUGGCUGUUGUGAAUAAGGCUGCAGUGGAUACGGGAGUGUGUGUUUAUCUUCCAGAUACUGGUUUUGUUUCCUUCAGAUAUAUGCCCAAGAGUGGAAUUGCUGGAUCAUGUGGUACCUCUAUUUAUUUUGAUUUUUUGAGGCACCCCCGGGCUGUUUUCCACAGUGGCUGUACCAAUUUACGUUCCCAUCAAUGAUGUACUAGGGCUCACAUUUCUUCGUACCUUCACAAACACUGGAAAUCUCUUUCCUUUUUAAGAACAGCCAUCCUAACUGGUGUGAAGUGAAAUCUCGUGGUUCUGAUUUCCUUGAAGAUUAGUGAUGUUGGGCACUUUUUUAUGUACCUGUUGACCUUCUGUAUAUCUUCCUUGGAAAAAUUUGUCUAUUCAGUUUCUUUGCCCAUUUGUAAAUCAGGUUCCUUAUUUAUUGUUUGCUAUUGAGUUGUAUAGGUUCCUUACAUAUUUUGAAUAUUAAUCCCUUACCAGGUCUAUGGUUUGCAAGUAUUUCCUUUUAUUACAUGGCUUUCCUUUUCAUUCUGUAGAUUGUUUCCUUUGCUCUGCAGAAGCUUUCUAGUGUUUUAGUUCCUCUUGUUUGUGUUUUUGUUGCCUGUACUUUUGCUGUCAUCUCCAAGAAAUCACUGCAAAGAACAAUGCCAUGGAGUUUCUUACCUAUAUUUUCUUCUAGGAAUGUUAUGAUAUCAGCUGUUUCAUUUAAGUCUUUAAUCCAUCUUGAGUUAAUUUUUGUGAGUGGUGUAGAAUAGGGGUCCGAUGUCUCUUUUUCUGCAAGUGUUUAUCCAGUUUCCCUCACGCCGUUUGUUGAAGAGGCUGUCCUUCCUCCAUUGCAUAUUCUUGGCUCCCAUGUCAGAUAUUAGCGGAACAUAUUUUAUAAGCACAGACAUAAAUUAGGUUUAUUUCUGGGCUCUCAAUUCUGUUCCAUUGGUCUCUGUGUCUGUUUUUAUGCCAGUAUCAUACCAUUCUGAUUACUUUAUAAUAUAGUUUGAAAUCAGGAAGAAUGAAGCUUCCAGCUUUGUUUGUUCUGAAGAUUGCUGUGACUAUUUGGGGUCUUUUGUGGUUCCAUAUAAAUUUUAGGAUUGUUUUUCCUAUUUCUGUGAAAAAUGCCAAUGGAAUUUUGCAUUUAAUAUAUGGAUGGUUUUGGGUAGUAUGGACAUUUUAAGAAUAUGAAUUCUUUCAGUCCAUGAACAUGGGCUUUUCAUCCAAUUACUUGUGUCUUCCUUAAUUUCUUCCAUUAUGUCUUAUAGUUUUCAGUGUAUAGGUCUUUUACCUACUUUUGUUAAAUUUAUUCCUAUUUAUUGUUUUGAUGUCAUUGUAUAUGGGGUUGUUUUCUUAAUUUUUCUUUCUGAUAGUUUAAGUGUAUAGAAAGGCCACUGAUUUUUGUAUAUAGACUUUUUAUUCUAAAACUUUACUGGAUUUGUUUAUUAGUUCUAACAGUUUUUUUUGUAUAGUAUUUAGGUUUUUCUGUAUAUAAGAUCACAUCAUCUACUGAGGUGUUUUCCUCUGAAGUCUUGAAACCUUCAAAGUCAUCCAUAAGUGUUGGAAUUAACUUCUUCCAAACUCCUGUUAAUAUUGGUAUUUUGACCUUUCCCCCUGAGUCGUGAAUUCCUCAAUGGAUCUUGAGUGGUGAAUCCUUUCUAGAAGGUUUUCAAUUGACUUUGUCCAGAUCUAUCAGAGACUCAUUCUAUGUGGCAGCUAUGGCCUAUGGAAUGUAUUUGUUAAAAAAAAUAACACUUGAAAGUAGAAAUGACACCUUGCUCCAUGGGCUACAGAAUGGAUAUGGUUGGUGUUCACAGGCAUGACUGCAACAUGCAUCAUGUCUGUCUCCAUCAGAGCUCUUGGUGACCAGGUACAUUGUGAAUGAACAGUAAUAUUUUGAAAGGAAUCUUUUUUUUCUGAGCAGUAGCUCUCAAUAGUGAGCUUAAAACAUUGAAUGAAUUUCUCCUCUCUAGAUGUUAAAGUUCUGGAUGGCAUCUUCUAACACAAGGUUGCUUCAUCUCAUGGACAACCUACUGUUUAGUGUAGCCACCUUCAGUCAUUAUCUCAGCCAAGUCUUCUGUGUGACUUGCAGCUUCUGCAUCAGCACUUGCUGCUGCUUUGUACUUCUCUCAUGGAGACAGCUUCUUCCUUAAAUCUCAUGAACCCAUCUCUGCUAGCCUCACACAUUUCUUCAUUUCUUCUGCAGCUUCCUCACCUUUCAUGGUCUUCCCAGAAUGGAAGAGAGGCAAGGCCUGGCUCUAGAGGAGGCUUUGCCUUGAGGCAGUGUUCUGGCUGAUUGGAUCUUCUGUCCAGAACACAUUGAGUUUUUCCCCAUUGGCACCAAGGCCGUUUCUUCUCAUUUGUGGGCUCCCUACUUCCUGGUAGCUCAGCUGGUAAAGAAUCUGCCUGCAUUGCAGGAGACCCUGAUUCGAUUCCUGAUUUGGGAAGAUCCACUGGAGAAGGGAUAGGUUACCCACUCCAGUAUUCUUGGGCUUCCUGGUGGUUCAGAUGGUAAAGAAUCCACCUGCAUUGCAGGAGACCUGGGUUCAAUCCCUGGGUUGGCAAGAUCCCCUAGAGAAGGGAAAGGCUACCCACUCCAGUAUUCUGGCCUGGAGAAUUCCAUGGACUAUAUAGUCCAUAGGGUUGCAAAGAGUUGGACAUGACUGGGCGACUUUCACUUUUCACUUCACUUUAGCUGCUUUCUGGGACCUUUGCAAAUGCCCAGUAGGCCAGUAGCUUUGCCUCUGCCCUGUUCACUGCCUCCAUCUGCUGUCACUGCCAAACUGGUCCCACCUAGAUGACCACUUCAACAGGCUGCAUGUUUCUCCGGCUCACCUCCUCCAGUGAGCUUGGGCUUCCUCACAGCAUGGCAGCCUCAGGGUUCCAGGAGGUUCCCGGGCCUCUUAAGGCCUAGACUCAGAAAUCACACACCAUCACACCCACCAUAUUCUCAUGGUCAAAGUAAGUCAGAAGGCCAGCUCAGAUCUAGGUGGUGUGGAGACAUAGACUUCAAGGAUGGAGACUUGAUGGGAGGGGCAGCAAUGUCCCAUUGCGAAGGGGCACGUGUUCACUGGGGGCCAUUAUCACAGUGACCUGUCAAAUCCCACGAUUUGCUGAGUGAGGGUCAAUAAGUACAUGCCUCACCAGGAGAAAACUGGGACUCUUUCUCCUGCAGCACUUACACAUGAACAAUAAAAAUAGACACUAGUUAACUUAAACCUAACAAACAUUAGAAGGGCAUUAGGAAGCUCACAGACUUGAUGGAAGCAUUUUUCAUUGAGACCUCAAAAGUGAUAGGAAGGGGCUUCCCUGGUGGUCUAGUGGUUGAGAGUCGGCCUGCCAAUGCAGGGGUCAUGGGUUCCAUCCCAGGUCAGGAAGGAUCCCACAUGCCGCAGAGCAAGUAAGCCCUGUGCACCACAGGUACUGAGCCAGUGCCCUAGACCUGUGAGCCAAAAUUACUGAGCCCCCACGCUGCAGCUGCUGAAGUCCAUGUGCCUACAGCCCGAGUUCUGCAACAAGAGAAGCUACUGCAAUGAGAGCCCGCAGCACAGCGAAGAGUAGUCCCCUCUUUCCACAACUAGAGGAAGCCCUGCACACAGCAACAGAGAUCCAGCACAACCAAAAACAAAAGAAGAAAAAGUGACAGAGGGCAGCCCUGAGGAUCCCUGAAGGAACCUUUGUAGGGAACGGCCUCUGGGAUAACUUCGUCUGAUUUGGGGAUAGGGUGGGAGGUGAGUCUUUGUGUCAUUUGGCUCACAAUUCAGAUUCCUUGAGAGUGUGACAUAGCAUAAGGAAUAUGGUCAGUAACACUGCAGUAACUUUGUGAGGGCAAGUGGUUCCUAGGCUUAACGUGGGAUCACUUCAUGGUGUAUGGAUGUGUCAAGUCAUAACGUAGGACAUCUGAAACCAACUUUAUAUUGUAUGUCAACUCUGUCUCAUUAAAAACAAUUCCGAUUC
Molecule: messenger RNA, 8529 nt
Organism: Dama dama (fallow deer)
Lineage: Eukaryota; Metazoa; Chordata; Mammalia; Artiodactyla; Cervidae
Gene: DTD1
Product: D-aminoacyl-tRNA deacylase 1
Exons: 7
Coding region: 71-700 (209 amino acids)
Biological process (GO): tRNA metabolic process
Cellular component (GO): cytoplasm
Molecular function (GO): D-tyrosyl-tRNA(Tyr) deacylase activity
Source: RefSeq, a predicted model, not a curated record